AUGCGCGUUCCGGCGUGUCCCAGCGUCCCCGAGCCGUCCCUCGCGGCGCCUCCGCUGCUGCGGCGCAGCCAGACCGAAGGAACGCACGAGACGGAGCCGCUCGAUUACUCCAUCACCCUUAAUGAUGAUUUCGCAGCGUUGCAUCUUGACGGGGCCAUGACACACGGUGCAGCGCCGCCGCAUCCAGCGCGCCAGGGCUCGAAUGAGGCGCUGCAGGACUCUGGGAGAGCAAGCAGAGCAGCAUCGCAAGGGCCGUUCAAGAACCCUGGGAGACGCAGGACACUGAGAGGCGAUUCCUGCGGAAGCUUGUCGGAAGGGUGCAUUCCCAUUGUCCCGGACCCUGUGGGAAGUCUGGUCACUGUUAGACCCAAGGGGAGUGCGCCCCACUUUGUGCCUGCCUCUGAGCAUCGGCUCUUCUCCGGCCUCGACAAUGGCCCGCGUCGCUUCCACCGCUCCUCCAUGUCCUUCUCCCAACUGCAGGACCUGUCGGCGGAAAUGUCGGCGCAGCCAGAAGCUGCGCAGAAGCUUCCAAUGCAGAAGCUGCCAGCUCAGCAAUUGCAAACGCAGGAGCGGACAACACAGCAGCUGCCAGCACAGCAGCUGCCAGCACUGCAACUGCCAGCACAGCAACUGCCAACACGACAACUGCCAACACAGCAACUGCCAACGCAGCAACUGCCAACACAGCAACUGCCAACGCAGCAACUGCCAACACAGCAACUGCCAGUGCAGAAGCUGGCAGCAGCAGCUGAGAUUGCCGGGGCAGGAAAGGGGACGGCACAUGCAGCAUCGGCUUCCGAAUGUGACCUGGCCUCGCAUGCCUCACCUGGCGUUCAGGGGACUGGCAGACAGGAACCGAAACAGAAUGUAGUGAAAAAUGAGCCAGCUCUGGAGCUGAGUGGAGACGAACAUCAAGAGGAUCUGAUAUAUUUGCAGUCUCCCAGCCCCCCACGCAUGCCGCGGCAAACACGUGGCAGGCGCAUGCGCCGUGUGAGUUCCGAGCCUGGCUUUUGGGUGGAUCGUCGCGCCGUAGCAGACGAGGGUCGGGGGAGGGGGAGUAGAGAGCAGGAAAUGGUGGGAGGUGGUGUGGAGGCUUUGGAUAUGAUUGUACGGUCGCCGGAUAGUGGGUGGUGUAAGGUGGGUGGGCUGCAUUCGUGGAGUCCGGAGCAUAGGGAAGCGGACACCGGUGGAAGUUGGAUGCCCUCCAAGAAUGGUGGAAACAGCACCCACAGGCAUAGAGGAGAGAUGAGCAGGACAGUGGGGAUUACAGCAACACCUGUUGCUGGAGGGCAGAGGCAUGUGGAGGAGGUGAACAGCAGGGGCAUGCAAUCAGGCCCAGUGCUUCAAACCACGGAGGCAGAGGCAGGUGAGCUGAGGCUGACAGCACAUCAAAGCCCAACACCCGCAACAUCUCCACCAGCGGCGUAA
This is a messenger RNA of Closterium sp. Naga37s-1, 1428 nucleotides long. Lineage: Eukaryota; Viridiplantae; Streptophyta; Zygnematophyceae; Desmidiales; Closteriaceae. The record is from the annotation of a GenBank genome assembly.